AUGCCAAGAAUACAAGGAAUCGCAUUGGCUGGUGACGUCGCGCAGUUGGCCGCCAACGGUUCGAUGGUUCAGAUGGACUCUAACGACUUUUAUCAGGUGAUUCUGCAGCGCUUGCAGGUCGCCAGUGAGACGCAAGAAUGGGAAGAAGACUUCCGCGCACUAUUCCAGCUCGACAGACAAGAGAACGGCCGAUCUGGUCCUCAAAUCCUGAAGAUCAAACUUGCCAUCUUCCAAAUGAAAAAGUCGGAAAAGAAAGACAAAAAAGGCAAUCCGCAGCCUGCUACGGAACACAAGAUCAACCACCGCAUGGCUCACCCCAACAUACUCGACCUAACUCAAUAUCAAGAGAAUGCUCAUCUUCCCCUCCGCUACCGGCUAUCUAGUGUCAUCUCACACUCCGGCGAAGGCACAGAGAGCGCAGGUGGACACUACAUCGCGAGUGUUCGCGGCCCAGGCGGCCGUAUCACUUGCAUCUCUGAUUCUGUGACAGAGACUUUUACACAGGAUCAAUUCGAGGCAAGCCCACAGGUGGCGGGAAUAUCUCCCCCAGCAAAGGAGGUUUAUGUACUCACCUAUCUGAGGGAUGACGGGAGGUUGCAACGGGAGAUGAAAAAUCUCGAGUCGACGUUGAAUUGA
This is a messenger RNA of Alternaria ethzedia, 636 nucleotides long. RefSeq lists its product as uncharacterized. NCBI's taxonomy places the organism in Eukaryota, Fungi, Ascomycota, Dothideomycetes, Pleosporales, Pleosporaceae. The coding region runs from base 1 to 636 and encodes 211 amino acids. Gene Ontology annotation, cellular component: cytosol; nucleus. Gene Ontology annotation, molecular function: cysteine-type deubiquitinase activity; cysteine-type endopeptidase activity. Gene Ontology annotation, biological process: protein deubiquitination. The transcript has 3 exons. The record is from RefSeq and is a predicted model, not a curated record.